AUGCCCGGAGAUUCCGGACCCGCAUUAGUGAGCGUUUUAGAGAAAAUACAGACAAAACCGCCAAACGUUGACAUCCCUUACGACGAGAAUACAAUCUAUUGUUUCGAUUCCGAGUCCUUUCGAUAUCUCGUGGCUUCGGUUCCGCCAAAUAAUAUACAGUUUGACCCGAAAUAUAAGUCCAGUUAUGUUGAGAGUUGGGACCGAUCUGUGACGGAAUGCAAGCGUUUAUUUCAUCACAUAAUACAACUGCCGGCACACAAAGUAAUUGAUACUAUAUCUGUGAAUAACGCCAAACAAAUAACACAUUUAUUAACCAAACCGUUGGCCGACAUCUUGAAGAAUAUCGCGGAUAACGUUAAACAAUGCGAAGAACAUAGCGUUGAGAUCAACGAGUUUUCGGGAACUAUUGAAGAGUUAAACAAUAAGCUAUACAUACCAUCGGUUGAGAUAAUAUCCGUACCAUUUGAUACACCAAAGACCGUGUGCGAGGCUGACGAGUGCUGUAAACCUGUUUCAACCAAUGGCGUAACAAAAAAACAUUACCACAUGUUUUGUCCGUCAACAAGUUAUAAUCAAUUUACUGAUGGUGGUAUUUUGGGCAAAAUGGGCUCGCUUGUAUGUAAUCUGCUGGCUGAUGGCGCAUACCGUGACUUAUUGCGUAAACCCGGUGAAUCAUUACCAUUAUGGUUGAUCAGAUUUGGAUUACUGUCAGCCAAAAAUAUAGCAAAGCUGUUUGUUGGGACAGAUGUGUGUCAGUGCGGACACAGUUACGCCAAACACCGGCACCUGUUAUACGACACGCAGACAAAAGUGACCCAAAUUUAUGACGAAACUAUUGGCAAUCAGAUUGAGUCAACCAAAACCGCGGCCCAAAAGAAACGCCAACUGAUCCGAAAACUGGACCAACGGAUGGCCGCUUUGGAGGCCGAGAGCGCUGUGAUCGCCAAAGCGAUGGCACUGUUCGCCUGUUUUAUGGCCAACAGUGCUUUGACACCCGUCGGCGACGUCUACGAGGAUUACGUCUUACAGCUCUUGGCCAGCGAACGAUACGCCACGACUACUGGGGCCGACAUUGAGGACACAACCGCACGGCUCGAACAGAUGCUGACCUCUUAUGGAGCGGAAAAGGAGCAGAUUUUGUCGCAAAUGUACGGCACGUUUGGCGGUUUUCAGGGUACAGAUAUUACUGCGGCCCAAAUAAACAAUUGCGUAGACAAACUGUCCAAGCUCAAUCAUAGUGGCCCUUACAUUAGCAAAAUGUUGAAAGAA
This is a messenger RNA of Medioppia subpectinata, 1269 nucleotides long. Lineage: Eukaryota; Metazoa; Arthropoda; Arachnida; Sarcoptiformes; Oppiidae. The record is from the annotation of a GenBank genome assembly.